AAUGAGUGUUUACCAAGGAGGUCGGAUGAAGUUAAACGGGUAUUUGAAAUUGAAUUUGGAAAAUCCCCCGAGGAAUUGUUUGCUGAAUUUGACUACAAACCAAUCGCAGCAGCUAGUUUAGCUCAAGUGUUUCGGGCUAAAACUAAAGAUGGUCAUGAUGUUGCCGUAAAAAUACAGUACAUAGAUUUAAUCAACAGAUUUUCCGGAGAUUUUGCUACAAUAUUGUGUAUUCAAGAAAUAAUUAAAUUAAUUCAUAAAAACUAUAAUUUUGGUUGGAUUCUCCGUGAUCUUCGAAAAAAUUUGGAACAGGAGCUUGAUUUCGUUCACGAAGGCAAAAAUUCGGAACGGUGUGCUACAGAGCUCAGGAAAUUCGACUUUAUUCACGUACCAACUGUCGAAUGGAAUCUUACUUCAAAGCGGGUGCUAACAGCUGAAUGGAUUGAUGGAUAUAAAAUAAGUGACUUAAAUCGCAUAAAAAAAGACAAUCUUGACAUUGCUGAUAUCGACAAAAAACUGUUCAAGGUAUUCUCCGAACAAAUAUUUAAUACAGGGUUUGUGCAUAGUGACCCACAUCCGGGGAACCUAUUUAUUCGUAAAAGACAAAAUGGAAAGCCAGAGAUUGUUUUACUGGAUCAUGGGCUGUAUGAACAUCUCACUAGCUCAACACGCUUGUCACUAUGUCAGUUCUGGGAAGCAAUCGUACUAAAAGACCAAGCAAAAAUGGACAAAUAUGCAAAAGAGCUUCAUGUAAAUGAUUCCAAUAAAUUAGCUGAAAUUCUUAUGCAACGUCCAAUCGAUAUGAAGAGACCUACAUUUACAACUCGUCUCACAGACGAAGAUAUUGCUUAUUUUCAAGCAGAUGCAAAGCGCCACUUUGAUGUUGUUCUAGAAACACUUAAACAAAUGCCUCGAAAUAUGUUAUUCGUUAUCAGAAAUUUGAACACCGUCAGGGCGAUUGCACGACAUCAUGGAGAUCCUAUCGAUAGACCAACAGUCAUGGCCAAAUACGCGCAGAGAUGCAUUUACAAUACAUCAAAUUUCAAUCUUACUCAAAAAGUCAAGUGGAUCAUUCGACGAAUCAAAUUUGAUUUCCAAUUAGCUAAAAUUUCAUUGCAAUUUUGGUUUAUUCGUACCUAUUUAGACAUUUUGAAAUUUUUCGGUCGAUCAUCAGUAGAUUCCAAAACAAUUUUGAAUUAUAACCCACAAUAAAAUUGUACUAUUUUCAUAAAAAAUUACUUUUUUCAAAUAUUCAAAUUUCACAAGUUAGUGCCUUUCGGGUUCUGAUCUGGUUUGUAAAAUUCCUUUUGCAAUACACCCAAAUCCAACUUGACUUUCCUUAUUCCAGCCAUGUCUUCUUUUACUGGAAUAAAGUUCUCUGUGGUUCGUAAUGAAUAAUAAAAUUAAUGUAUUUUUCACUGUAUUUCACUAUUUUUGCUGCUUUUGAAUAAUAAAAUAAAAUAAUAAAACGA
Messenger RNA from Sitodiplosis mosellana (orange wheat blossom midge), 1469 nucleotides. RefSeq lists its product as uncharacterized. The record is from RefSeq and is a predicted model, not a curated record. NCBI's taxonomy places the organism in Eukaryota, Metazoa, Arthropoda, Insecta, Diptera, Cecidomyiidae.